Molecule: messenger RNA, 775 nt
Organism: Epinephelus lanceolatus (giant grouper)
Lineage: Eukaryota; Metazoa; Chordata; Actinopteri; Perciformes; Serranidae
Product: palmitoyltransferase ZDHHC23-A
Biological process (GO): protein targeting to membrane; peptidyl-L-cysteine S-palmitoylation
Cellular component (GO): endoplasmic reticulum; Golgi apparatus
Molecular function (GO): small molecule binding; protein-cysteine S-palmitoyltransferase activity
Source: RefSeq, a predicted model, not a curated record
GAACUUCAGCCACAUAUCUUCAUCCACACUCUCCAUCAUCAUCCUGACUGAACCUGUUCCUCAGUAGCUAUGACUUUGCUGGUGGUGGUGCUGGGAGCUGUGCUCUGUUCCUUCACGGUUUCUGCUGAAAUCGUACCCCAGGCAGACUUCAAUUUACAGGGGAUGGCAGGGAAGUGGUACCUGGUUGGGUUUGCCACUAAUGCCCAGUGGUUUGUCAGCCGCAGAGCCAGCAUGAAGGUGGGCACGGCCAUGAUGACCCCAACUGCUGAUGGGGACCUGGACAUGUCCUACGCCAGUCUCAACUCCGACGGCACUUGUUGGAGACUUAACAACCUGGCCAAGAGGACUGACACGCCUGGGAGGUUCACUUACACAAGUGAGCGCUGGGGGAAUGUGAAUGACAUGAGCAUGGUGGAUGUGAAGUAUGAUGAGUACGCGCUGACUCACACCAUUAAGACCAAGGACAGUGCUCCCACCGUUGUCAACAAACUAUAUGGCCGUGGAGUCAGCCUCGGCCCUGAUGUGCUGGAGAAGUUCAGGCAGUUCUCCCUGGAAACUGGUGUCCUGCCUGAAAACAUUGCUUUCCUUCCUGCAAAUGCGGAGUGCCCAGCUGCCUAGUUCUCUGCCUGAGUCAUUCUAUGUCAACAAAGCUGUCUGAAGACUUUAAUGAAUAUUCUACAUCUCUCAAGGUCACCACCAUGAACUCAGUUCAGUUUAUUUGCUCUGUUCUUUCAGAUGUUGUAAUAAAAAUAGCUCAUCAUGCCACUGAACAUGA